Messenger RNA from Brassica napus (rape), 1646 nucleotides. RefSeq lists its product as uncharacterized. NCBI's taxonomy places the organism in Eukaryota, Viridiplantae, Streptophyta, Magnoliopsida, Brassicales, Brassicaceae. The coding region runs from base 880 to 1614 and encodes 244 amino acids. Gene Ontology annotation, biological process: root development; shoot system development. The transcript has a single exon. The record is from RefSeq and is a predicted model, not a curated record.
AUAAAAUUUUGUACAGAAAUUUAAAUGAGAUCAGAAACAAACAUAAACUUUUUUGCCAUAUAACCUUUGCUUCUAUUAUCUAUGUUUAUUCAUAUUUUUGCUUGAAUAAUAAUUUUCAAGAAACAAGUGGUAUCAUUAUCAGACCAAAGGGCUUGUUAGUUGUUACUUCCACCCCAAGAAACUACAGACACUGGAAUCUUCUUGAUUGUGUUCUUUAAUUAUAAAGCGUUAUGUAUUAUGCAACUCUUGUUCUACAAUUAAAAGCCACAGCAAGUCCUUUAUUAUAAGUUGAUACUCUUGACAUACCUGGAGGAAGGCCUAUGCAUUGUCCCCUUCUCCAAGCAACGCUGCAUAUGCCUUCUUGAUAUGAUUUCAUAUUUUAUCAUCUUAAUAUGAAUUUUAUAUGUUCACAUAUCAAUUAAAAAUAAUAAAUGAAUGUGCAGGAGGUGAUGGCAGCAGCACGGUUCAUGCAUAUAUUCGCUCUCAAAACCACUCUGUACUUCCAGCUCAUGUCAUUAAACUCAUUACCACUAGAUUUUUAUACAAACAUAUAGAAACAAAAGUGUGCAGUGUAGGAGGCAGACAAUAUCUGAAACAAUUUCCAAAAUAUUAAGUUUAUAUUUUACCAAAAAAAAAUAUUAAGUUUAAAUUGUACACAUGAAUGUAUUGACGUUAAUAUCAUAUGCUUCAAUGAGCUGGAGGGAGACAUUGCAGAAACAUCAUUGAACCAUCUUUAUUAAGAUUCCAAAUGUCUCCCUUCUCUAAAGGUGUAUAUAUAUGUACUCACCAGAGAGCCAAUGAACACAUAACAAACAUCUUACAUCUCUCUAAACCUUCUCUGAAUCUGAAUAACAAGAAACCAAAGCUAAACCAGAAGAAAUGGCACUUUCUUUUCAUGUUCGUUCUAACAGCUUCCCUUCAAGACAACACCCUCAAGCCGCUCAUGUCGAUGAGCAAUUGAACCGGUUGAGAUCUUCAGAGACAGCUUCUUCAUCUUCAAGCUCUUCUAUCCGCCAAAGACUUAGCAACCUUCAAGAUUUACAUGAUUCUCUUGACAAGAUGCUUCGCUUGUCCAUCACUCAACAAACUUUAUCUCAAGAACAAGUUGAGAUGAUUCUUGAUGGAUCUGUCAAGAUCUUGGAUUUAUGCAACGUUUCCAAAGACGGUUUAUCACAAAUGAAAGAGAGUCUCAAGGAGAUCCAAUCUAUUUUAAGAAGAAAGCGUGGAGAUCUAUCGGCUGAGAUCAAGAAAUACUUAGCUUCUAGAAAGUUUAUCAAGAAAUCAUUCCAGAAAGUACUCAAGAAUUUGAAAACUGGCCAAAACAAAAACAAAGAGUCUUUGGCUGUGUUUAGAGAAGCAGAAGCUGUAACAGUUACUUUGUUUGAAUCUAUGUUUAGCUUCAUUUCCGGACCAAAGUCUUGUGGCAAAUGGUCACUGGUCUCAAAGAUGAUGAGCCAGAACAAAGUUGCAUGUGAAGCCAAUGAAUUCACAAGAGUGGACUUGGAGUUCCAAUCAGAGAAGUCUUUGAAGAUCGAAGAUGUGCAGAACUUAGAUUCAUGCAUUCAAGAUCUUGAAGAUGGAAUCGAGUCACUCUCUAAAUCAUUGAUCAAAUAGAGAGUCUCAGUUCUUAACAUCUAAUAGGCCAU